CGUCAGCCGGUGACGCGGUGUCUCUUUGUUGGCUUAGCAGCAGCGGCGACGUUUUGUUGUUAUUUUCGCUGCAGCUGAAAAACAGACUCCGGCUCGGGAUAAUUUCUGGUUUUUCGUGUAAUUGUUCCGCUAAAACCAACCUAAACAUCUAUCACAACAACACUGUAGACUUCUAGGUGUGCUUGUCACCGGUUGAUAAACCCACCUCUUAUAUAGGAAUGGACUCAGACGAGGGUUAUAACUAUGAAUACGACGACGAAGAGGAGGAAUGUAGCGAGGACAGCGCUGAAGAGGAGCCCGAGGACGACACCCUGGAGCUCGGAGAGGUGGAGCUGGUCGAUCCCGUGGUGGCCGGCGGGGAGCGGGACGAGUGCGGGGAGACCGUCGGCGGUGGAGGCGGCGGCCACGGUCCGGGCGAGGAGGAGGAGGAGGACUACCGCUUCGAGGUGCUGACCGCGGAGCAGAUCCUCCAGCAUAUGGUGGAGUGUAUCAGGGAGGUCAACGAGGUCAUACAGAAUCCUGCAACAAUAACACGCAUCCUUCUCAGUCACUUCAACUGGGAUAAAGAAAAGCUUAUGGAAAGGUAUUUUGAUGGUAAUCUGGACAAGCUUUUCUCUGAGUGUCAUGUCAUUAACCCCAGUAAGAAGCCUCGGAUCCGUCCUCCAAUCAACACUAGAUCAUCGGCACAGGACAUGCCAUGUCAGAUCUGCUAUCUGAACUUCCCCAACUCUUAUUUUACAGGCCUGGAGUGUGGACACAAGUUCUGCAUGCAGUGCUGGGGAGAUUACCUUACCACCAAAAUCAUAGAAGAAGGAAUGGGACAGACCAUUUCUUGUCCUGCUCAUAGUUGUGACAUUUUGGUUGAUGACAACACAGUCAUGCGCCUCAUAACAGAUUCAAAAGUGAAGUUGAAGUACCAGCAUUUAAUUACGAAUAGUUUUGUAGAGUGCAAUCGACUGUUAAAGUGGUGCCCUGCACCAGACUGCCAUCAUGUUGUCAAAGUCCAGUACCCAGAUGCCAAGCCAGUGAGGUGCAAGUGUGGCCGUCAGUUCUGCUUCAACUGUGGAGAGAAUUGGCAUGAUCCUGUCAAGUGUAAGUGGUUGAGAAAAUGGAUUAAGAAAUGUGAUGAUGACAGUGAAACGUCAAACUGGAUUGCAGCAAAUACUAAGGAGUGUCCAAAAUGCCAUGUGACCAUUGAGAAAGAUGGUGGCUGCAAUCACAUGGUUUGUCGGAACCAGAACUGCAAAGCUGAGUUCUGCUGGGUCUGCCUGGGUCCAUGGGAGCCCCACGGCUCAGCCUGGUACAACUGCAAUCGCUACAAUGAAGAUGAUGCGAAGGCAGCUAGAGAUGCUCAAGAGUCCAAUGCUGUGUGUGUGCAGCGCUCCAGGGCAGCCUUGCAGAGGUACCUGUUCUACUGCAACCGCUACAUGAACCACAUGCAGAGCCUGCGCUUUGAGCACAAGCUCUACGCUCAGGUCAAGCAGAAGAUGGAGGAGAUGCAGCAGCACAACAUGUCCUGGAUCGAGGUGCAGUUCCUGAAGAAGGCUGUGGAUGUGCUGUGCCAGUGCCGCUCCACGCUCAUGUUCACUUAUGUCUUUGCCUUCUACCUCAAGAAGAACAACCAGUCCAUUAUUUUUGAGAACAACCAGGCAGACUUGGAAAAUGCCACUGAGGUGCUGUCUGGCUACCUAGAGCGGGAUAUCUCCCAGGAUUCCUUGCAGGACAUCAAGCAGAAAGUACAAGAUAAGUACAGAUACUGUGAGAGCAGGCGAAGAGUGCUGCUACAGCAUGUGCAUGAAGGCUAUGAGAAGGACCUGUGGGAGUACAUUGAGGAUUGAGGACACGUCCCAAUGCAACGGACUCUUGAGUAUCUUGACAAACUAGAGCGCUGAUGCAAUUUAACAGGGCAGCACGGGCCUUCUGCCGCCUCUCCUUUGGCAAACCAACCACUUUUGCAUCAUUUUUCCUGGAUUUGUUUAACAAAAUCUUCAAAGUAAAUUAUAUUUAAAUAAAAGGUAGAGUAAUAAAAAGAAAGUGUACUACAGUAUUGUUAGAAACAGAGUGGAGUCUCGAGAAAGCAGAAAAUCCAUCUUAAACAAAUACAUCCUUUUGGCUUGUAUGGUAACACCUCCCCUGAACUAUCUUAUUUUCCUUUGUUUUUUCUUUGCUUGUGAAUCUUUUUCUGUUUUGAUUUUAACUUUUGUUUUCCCAUUAGUGUGAAAAUGUUUUCAACACAGCUUUAAUUGUCCUGGCCAUGUCUGCAAUGUGUGGUGAGAUCCUUGUCUGAGUGGCUGAAUGUUGAUAGGUUGAUUGCAAAGGGGCAAAGACAUUUCAGGGGGGAAAUAAAAAGAAGAAAAAAACAUCAAAAGAACAAAAUAGCAAGUCUGUAUUUUUCAAUUUGUAAAUAGUCCAUAUGCAUGGAAGUUAAAGAGCAAGAGUGGCACGUGUUUGCAUAAUUUUGAAAUAUUUAUUCUUUACCAAUAUUGAGAAAGGUGUACUUUUGCCAUGUAGGUUGAGUCUGUCUACUCCCUCCGUAGUGUGUGGGAGCCUGGGUGUCUUUGGCAAUAAGGCAUUCGCCCUAUCAUCCUCAGUCUCUUCAGAGCAGUGCACAAGUUACACCUUAUCAGUAACUCUAAAUGGGGACUGAUAGAAAGAAUUUUAGUUGCCAAGUAAUCAGAUAAAGGACGGAAGGAAGGAAGGAUAAAGUGCACGGCUGAGUUAGAAAACCAAGAGCAGAAAAAGUUUAACAGUUCAAAGGUAAGGUAGAUUGCACCGGCCCUGUGUCCCUCUAUUCUAACCUUUUGCCGUAUCCUCUUAGUUGUUUUUAGAGGUGUUUAACAUUUAAGAACAUUACUAAUUAUUUGCAAGAGCCAAACUGAGUGACAUUCACUCUUCUUUUUUUUCUCUCUCUCCCGACGUGGCUUGAGGUAGCCCUCUUAAAGCUCAGCUUGCACCUUGGGGAUUGAAUGAGGGUAAUAGAAUGUACCGACAGCACAGCUUUGGCGUGCUGCUAAUUGGGCUGGAUCACUGUCAAACAGGGUCAGGCAUUUGCAUCACUCUUGCAGGGAAUACUUGGGUGUCAUGGGCCUGAUGGUGCCCUGCCUCCUUGAAGAGAUCUCUUGCCUUGCAGUGACACUGAACAUAGCUUUAAACCAAGCUACGCAGAUGAACUUGCGUGAUCCUUAGGCAGAUGAAGAAUAUAGGGCAAACUUCUAAAGGUUGUAGGACUGUUUUUUAACUCCGUUAUGCUUUUGCAUUAAAAGACUGUAUUUUUUCGCACACGGGCUGAGGAUUUGACAUUGAAAUGUCAGUGCCCCUCCAGGUUUUGCAUUGUUCUAUGGGGUGGUUGCUCUGGUUGUCAAGCUCUCUGCUCGUUCAUGUCUCUGCAAUAUGGCAGUCUUAACCAGAUUGACUGGAGGGGACAUGAAUAUACAGGCACUGAUGCAAGUCAGAAGAUGACACCAAAGUGUCAGCUUUCAUUAAAACACAUCCUUUAACCCAGUUUCAGAUAUUUGGGGAAUUCUCUCCCAAAUGCUUCUUAUGUGUUCAAACUUAUUAUUUUAUCCUAGCAAAUUAUAAACUGUAUUGUUUAUUUGAAUAAAUGUCAUGAGAAAUCUCA
Molecule: messenger RNA, 3619 nt
Organism: Sebastes umbrosus (honeycomb rockfish)
Lineage: Eukaryota; Metazoa; Chordata; Actinopteri; Perciformes; Sebastidae
Gene: arih1
Product: ariadne ubiquitin-conjugating enzyme E2 binding protein homolog 1 (Drosophila)
Exons: 14
Coding region: 219-1838 (539 amino acids)
Biological process (GO): protein polyubiquitination; positive regulation of proteasomal ubiquitin-dependent protein catabolic process; ubiquitin-dependent protein catabolic process
Cellular component (GO): nucleus; ubiquitin ligase complex; cytoplasm
Molecular function (GO): ubiquitin conjugating enzyme binding; zinc ion binding; ubiquitin protein ligase activity
Source: RefSeq, a predicted model, not a curated record